Messenger RNA from Saccostrea echinata, 633 nucleotides. RefSeq names its product fucolectin-6-like. Bases 143 to 616 code for a protein of 157 amino acids. Lineage: Eukaryota; Metazoa; Mollusca; Bivalvia; Ostreida; Ostreidae. The record is from RefSeq and is a predicted model, not a curated record. The transcript is spliced from 3 exons.
GAAUUGUUCAGAAUUUCAUGUGAACAGUUUGCUUCAAUGUGGUUCUCUUGCAAGUGAAUCACGGGAUGUUUCAUUUUUCUACAAUACAAACGACAAACUGUGUAAAUGGCGAUGUGUGUUCUUAUACAAUAGCUUUGAAAAUAUGGAAGAAAGUUGGCAUCGAUAUGAGAAAGAAUGGGAAAGAAAUGCUGCAAUUCAUCAGCCAACCUCAGCUUCGUCUAUAUAUGGUGAUGACUUUGACAUGUGGGGGCCUUACUAUGCUACAGACGGUGUGAUGCCCACAAACAUCAGCAGUGGUGGAAUUUUUCAUUCUAAGGUUCAAUCUACUCCGUGGCUAUCUGUUGAUCUGCAAGAGGCACUACGAAUCUCUUUUAUACGAGUGUUCAACAGAGCAGAUAAAAAUGGUGAAAGAUUCCAUGACGUGGCGGUUGAAGUGUCACUGGGCGGGGUCCUAUACGAACAGAAGGGAUUUUUCAAAGGACCCGGGGUGACGAAUCAGGUAGUGGAGAUCUUGUGUGACCAUCCUACUAUCGGACGAUAUGUCAGAAUUAAAAUUAUCAGUGGAGUUGGUAACUAUCUUCACAUUAACGAGAUUGAAAUAUACACAAUAUCAUAAACUUUCGACAAAUAUGG